CGCCGCCAUUUCCUGAACUACCUAACCGGCCGGCCUAGCCUGUCAUCAAGCUCAAUCAGCAACCAUCCUCUCGCCAACACCGACGACCUCCAUCGAUAUGCAUAUGCCACCGUCUCAGCUGCUGGCAGCGGCCUUGGUCUCCGCUCUGCUGCUCUUGUGGCGGCCGGCGGGCGCGGCCGAGUACACCGUCGGCGGCGACGGCAUCAACGGCUGGGACACCGGCACCAACUACGCCACAUGGGCGCAGGCCCAAUCCUUCGUCGCCGGCGACGCCCUACUGUUCAACUACGUCAAGAGCCAGCACAACGUGUACGAGGUCACCGAGGCGGCCUACCGGUCCUGCGACGCCACCGCCCCCGGCUCCGUGCUCGCCACCUACGACACCGGCUUCGACAGGAUCGUGCUCCCCGACGCCAAGACCUACUGGUUCAUCUGCGAGAUCCCCAACCACUGCAUCGGGGGCAUGAAGCUCGCCGUCAACGUCUCCGGCGCCGGGGCUCCCGGCGGAUCGCCGACGAUAGACGUUCCGCCGCCUUCUCCGUCGGCGGCCACCAGGAGCAGCUGGACAGCGGCGUGGGGAGGGUUGGUGGUGCUCGGCGUGGUGCACGUCCUGGUCAACCUGGCUGCCUAGCUACUUGACCUGUUCACAGUUGGCUGGCUCGAUCCCACACGCUAUAGCUUAGCUGUUUUGUUCGUUCUCAUGUAUACAUUUUUUUGUUAUAUGUUUUUCAUGAAUCAAUCAUUAUUUGUUCACAAACAA
This is a messenger RNA of Lolium rigidum, 760 nucleotides long. Its product is annotated as basic blue protein-like. Gene Ontology annotation, cellular component: plasma membrane. The coding region runs from base 98 to 631 and encodes 177 amino acids. Lineage: Eukaryota; Viridiplantae; Streptophyta; Magnoliopsida; Poales; Poaceae. Gene Ontology annotation, molecular function: electron transfer activity. The record is from RefSeq and is a predicted model, not a curated record. The transcript has 2 exons.